AUGUCCCUCAACCAAAUACAAGGUCGUCUAGCCCUAAUUACAGGUGCAUCGGGAGGCAUAGGUGCAGCUUGCGCACACCAACUUGCACAACAUGGAGUCCAUCUCGCCUUGACCUACUCAACCAAUUUGACUUCGAUGAAUACCAUUGUUGCCGACAUUCAAUCCAGGAAUACCGACCAGAAGCUUCGCAUCUCAAUCCACCAGGUCGAUGUUGGUUCCUCUGAUCAGAUCGGGGCCAUGUUUCAACAAAUUGAUGCUGAACACGGCCAACGACCAGACAUUCUUGUCUCAAACGCUGGAUACGGAAAGCGAAUUCCCGAUGUGUCCGAUAUCUCCCUUGAGGAGUUUGAUUUUACUAUUAAUAUCAACCUUCGCGCUUCAUUCAUCCUGGUAAAGGGAGCGGUGGGGCAUAUGAAGGCCCAAAAAUGGGGGCGCAUCAUCUUCAUGUCCUCAAUUGCAGCCCAGGGUGGAGGUAUCAACGGAUGUCGUGAGCUAUUGCAUUUUUUCGCUUCUGUUAAGAAUUUGAGCCAAUAUCUAACCUUUCGUCUUGUUCUAGACUACGCAGCUUCCAAGGGCGGUCUUACCGGUAUGAUGAAGAAUCUCUCCACCCGUCUGGCCGAGUAUAAUAUCAGCGUCAACGAUGUGGCCCCGGCUAUGAUCGGGGAUACUGGAAUGCUUUCUUCUGCAGCAGCAUUCCCUGAAGUGGCGGCGAGUGUCCCACUCAAACGGCUAGGAACUCCAGAGGAAGCGGCAAAUGUCGUUACUAUGUUAGCGAAGACUGGCUAUAUGACUGGUCAGACUCUUUUGUUGGCUGGAGGAUUGAAAUAG
Molecule: messenger RNA, 828 nt
Organism: Penicillium soppii
Lineage: Eukaryota; Fungi; Ascomycota; Eurotiomycetes; Eurotiales; Aspergillaceae
Product: SDR family NAD(P)-dependent oxidoreductase
Exons: 2
Coding region: 1-828 (275 amino acids)
Molecular function (GO): oxidoreductase activity, acting on the CH-OH group of donors, NAD or NADP as acceptor
Source: RefSeq, a predicted model, not a curated record